UUUAGCAUAAUAACAAAAGAAGUUUAUGAGUCACUUGUGUUUUAUUAGUAAUUCUAUAAAAGAAGUUUUGAAUUAUUUUAACUUUAUUUGGAAAUUUAAAUUAUUUAAGGAAAAACAAAGAAUGUCUGACGUGAGCCAUGAAACUCGAGUUAAAAAUGCAUUGUUACAAGUUGUUUCAAGUAAUGGUUCAGAGGCUGUCAGUUUACUAGAGAAUACAGAAUCAAAGCAAACUCCUUCCAAAAAAAAAAAAAAAGAUGAUCGAACAGUUUUUGUAAAAAACAGAUUUCUACAUGCACGUCCUGUAUUAAUUAGUCAAAAUGCUGGAAAUGUUUUAUCUAAAGAAGUUAUUGGUACAAAUGUACAAAAAAAUGGGAAUUUACAACCUAAAGGAAAUAAAAGGGUUAAUAUUCAAAAAAAUCCAGAAAAUUUGUUAUGUAAAAAUAUAACUGGGACAGAAACAAGUAUAGUGAGUUUACCUACAAAUACAAAUAAGACAAAUAUACCACAUACGAUUUCUGCUGGAAAAAAAGAUAAUAUUAAAAUCGAAGAUUUCACUCCAACUGUUUUCACCUCAACAGUUUCCUUAAAUACCAGUGUAUUGACAAACAAUUCAUGUUCCCCCUCUGUUCAAUUCUGCUUAUCAAAUGUUAGUAAAUCACAAGAUGAUAAACAAACAGGUACGCUUACAAUUAAUACAGUUUUAAAUUGUUCAAAAGCUAUCUGCCCGUAUUGCAAAACUUUAAAUGGUCAACAAGAUAUUAAAAACGUGUUAAAGUGUUUAAGAUGUGAAAAAGUUUUCCCUAUUCAACUUAUUGAUUCAACAGAUAACUCUUUCCAAUCAGCUAAAAAUUCAUUUUGUGGUGAUAAAAGUGUAAAUGAGUCAAUAUUGACAAGUGUACCUGGGAACCUGGUGCCUGGUGAUCUUGCAAUUAACGAGAAUAAAAGACGUUCCAACAGCACAAAAGUUGUUAGACCUUAUAAAAAAAUUAAACCUGCAGAGACUAUUGAUUUAGUUUCUAGUGAUGACGAACACUGUGUAGCAUCAGAUGAAAUGAAAAGCACCUCUGUAGUUUCUGAGCAAAAAGUUCAUCAUGGUAGUUGUUUUGAAAAACCAACACUUAUUUAUCCAAUAGUUGUGCAACCAACUCAGUUACCAAAUGAAUACAAGUUUGAUUGUAAUAAGGCAAUGUUUGGUGAAUUAUACGGUCGUGCCAUAUCACCAACAAAUAUCGUAAAGAGUCGUAUUUAUCUAAGCUUAGAGUGUAGCAUUAAUAGAGAAACUACUGUUACAGAGAAAUAUACUCUUUCUGUUGGCCAAAAAGAUGUACAACGAGUGCUUGUUUAUUUUGGCAGAGUACCUUCAAUUGUUGCAAUUGAAACUGCUGAAAGAUUUUCGGAAGUAGCUUGUCAACGUAUAGGAAAAGAUGUAUUAGUUCCAAAUUCAGAUAACCUUCAGAAGCGUUUUAUUGUUCUUGCAUUAGCUUUUGCUUUCAAAAAUGAAUGUGAUGCUAUCAAGGAAGUGCACCAGUUUAGCCAGUGUAUUUUACCGUGGACUAAAUUAACAAUAUUAUCACAUGCAGAUGCAUGUUUCUUUGUUGAAAAAUUAAAGUUUGACGUUUGUCAAAAAGAAAUUGUUUACUCUCCAGUGCAGACAGUUCUUGUGUAUCCACUACCCACAAAAACUAUCGGGAGUGGGGGGAUACCGAUAACUAAUGAAGAUUUGUUAUGCUUACAAGAUGGCACAUACUUAAAUGACAUCAUAAUUGACUUCUAUUUAAAAUAUAUUUUUGAUAACAUUUUAACAUCUCAACAAAAAGAACGAACAUAUAUUUUCAAUUCAUAUUUCUAUAAACGUUUAACCCAAAAGCAGUCACCUAAACCUAAUCCUGUUCAAAUGCAUGAUCAAGUUAAAAAAUGGACACGAAAUGUUGACAUAUUUGAAAAAGAUUUUGUAGUGAUUCCUAUUAAUGAACAUUCUCAUUGGUUUUUAGCAAUAAUAUGUUUUCCUGGAUCAACUAAGAAUGAUAUCUUUUCUGAUGAAGUAGCUGGAGAAGAAGAUUCAGACGAAGAUUCAAAAGAAGUUUCUGAAUCUCCAUGCCAGGCCAAUAUGACUGUAAACGAUUCUACUAAUUUUAUCAUGAAUAAACCACAGAAUGAACUUAUUAAUACAAAUGCUCCUCUUGAAGUAAAUAAAAGAUUAGUUUCAUAUGAUUCGUCUCCAGAGCCAAGUCCUGCAAAUUUAAAUGAGCUUAAUAUUAGUUCAAAAUCACUACAAGAAAACACAUUUACUCAACCUGAAGUAGCAGCUAUUAAAGAACAAACUCGACACAAACAGGCUAAUGAUUACGAAGAAACUUAUGUUAGACCAUGUAUAUUAUUAUUUGAUUCUCUUACUGGUGGGGGACAUUCAUCAGUUUUUACUAAUUUGCGAAACUAUAUUUCUAUGGAGUGGAUUAACCGUAAAACUUCUAAAGUAUUAAAGACAUUUGACAAAGUUACUAUGAGUGGUUCGUAUCCAAUUAUACCACGCCAAAACAACGAUUGCGAUUGUGGCAUCUUUUUAUUACAAUAUGUUGAAUCAUUCUUUAAAUUGCCCAUUACAAACUUUAAGUUUCCAAUUCAUCUCGAACAUUGGUUUACUUUAGAAAUAGUUGCGAAUAAGAGAAAAGAAAUUAGACAAAUUAUUACACAAUUAUCUGAGCAAUAUAAUACAAUUAGCACUAGUUGAGUUUAUUUGUAAUACUUUGUUUUUUGAAGAAAAUAAAGUGUAAUUCAAUCAG
This is a messenger RNA of Hydra vulgaris (swiftwater hydra), 2780 nucleotides long. RefSeq lists its product as uncharacterized. The record is from RefSeq and is a predicted model, not a curated record. Gene Ontology annotation, molecular function: SUMO-specific endopeptidase activity. Lineage: Eukaryota; Metazoa; Cnidaria; Hydrozoa; Anthoathecata; Hydridae. Gene Ontology annotation, biological process: proteolysis; protein desumoylation. Gene Ontology annotation, cellular component: nucleus; cytoplasm.